CAUUCCCAAGCAAUUCCCCGGCAGUGAGCGACGAAAAGCAUGGCUGUAGAUCCCAACCACGCCGCCGGGCGGCCGCUGAGACCCAUAGCUCCUGCCCCGCCGGGUCCUGCUCACAUGUACACAGUCCCAAUUCGGGCGCAGUCUUCACCUGGCGCACUUUUCUACCCCUCUGGCCGCCCUCCCCUCAAUUUUCAGCCUCAUCCUCGUCCUCGUCCUCCUCACCCUGCCGCGUUCCAAUCUCCUCUUCCGCCGCCUCCAGUUAAGCUCUCUUCCACUCCCGAGCUUCGCUUCUCCGGCCUCCCGGUUGCUCCUCCCUCUUCGGUUCCCGACACCAACGGCAUCAUUAGGGAUGACAGUCAGUUCGUCAUUCAAGACCGCAAAGUCAGGAUAACGGAUGGAGCUUCUCUGUAUAUGCUUUGUCGGUCGUGGUUGAGGAAUGGUACUCCUGAAGAAAGUCAGACACAGUAUGGAGAUGCUACGAGGUCUCUUCCAAAACCUUUACCCAUAUCUAUGGCAAGUGCUACUCAGGAAAAGAAGGAAGAUAAAAAAGAAGACAAUGAAGCCAAGGAUGAGGAAUCCCUUGAACAUGUAUCACCAGAAGAUCUGUUAAAAAGACAUGUCAAACGUGCUAAAAAGGUUCGAGCACGAUUAAGAGAAGAACGCUUGCGACGCAUUGCUAGGUACAAGUCUAGGCUUGCUCUUCUUCUUCCUCCACAUGCAGAACAGGUCCGCCAUGAUCUAGCAGCUGGAAAUUAAUGUAUGCAAACUUGAUAAGACUUCAUUAAACAUUAAGUAGGAUUGUGCCUUUCGCUGUAUAAAUUUGUUUUGUUGUUUGGUUUGUUGUAUUCACUUUGGAGUAAUAGAAACAGUAAUGCUCUUAAACAUGAACAAUGAUAUCUCAAUGUGUUGGGCAGCACCUUGAGAACUGAUCAGGUGCAACAUUGUGUCAACUGCCUUAAAGAGUAUAAUUUGAUUG
This is a messenger RNA of Argentina anserina (silverweed cinquefoil), 976 nucleotides long. RefSeq lists its product as uncharacterized. Lineage: Eukaryota; Viridiplantae; Streptophyta; Magnoliopsida; Rosales; Rosaceae. The record is from RefSeq and is a predicted model, not a curated record. The coding region runs from base 40 to 756 and encodes 238 amino acids. Gene Ontology annotation, cellular component: transcription repressor complex. The transcript has 7 exons.